Cylicocyclus nassatus is the source of this 1358-nucleotide messenger RNA. The record is from the annotation of a GenBank genome assembly. Lineage: Eukaryota; Metazoa; Nematoda; Chromadorea; Rhabditida; Strongylidae.
AUGUGUCCAGUAUGCUUAAAAUUUUUCGUGUUUGAAAAUCUUGGAAUAUUCGGCAUAUUGUCGAAAUCUAGCAUUCUCGUAAAUGACACACAGACACCAACUGGUCGACUACCUAAUCAGACCUUGUAUAAAAGUCUCUUCUUACGGACACCAAAUUCGCUCAACCUCACCAGGCCUACUGUCCAUGAAGGGUCGAAGGCGAUAGUGCUUGUCAAUUCGGCUUUGAAAGAAAUCGACAUGCGAGACACAAUCAGGGACACAUGGGCUAAUCCUGCGUUUUCGCAACUUGUAAAGAACAAGAUGGUCUCCGUGGUAUUCUUAGUUGGCACAGGUAAUGUAAGUGAUUUGGUACGGAAAGAAUUGGCGACAGGCGACGACAUACUGCAAGUGGAUGUUUCCGAGUCUUAUGCGAAUCUUGUAUAUAAGGUACUCGCAGCUUAUUUGUGGAUCCAUGAUAAUUAUCCAGAAAAAUUUGUGCUCAAGAUUGAUUCAGACACAGUUAUCUUGAUGGAUAAAAUUGAACCUCUUCUCGUAAAUUCUACUACCAAGAGCAUGCAAUGCUAUGCCAUCACCAAGUCUGAACCACUACGAUGUGUUACCGAUCGAUGGUACGUCCCACAAUCUGUGUAUCCAGCUCAGUACUUCCCAGAUUACUGUAGCGGUCCCGCAUAUCUGCUGAGUCCUGCUGCUCUGAAUGCUAUUCUUCAAGCUGCUCCGAAGGAGCAGGUAUUCGAAAUUGAAGAUGCAUUUUUUACGGGUGUACUUGGCGGCAAAGUGGGUGUGAAGAUAGUAGGACACCGAGGAAUUUGGAAAGAAGAGAAAAAUUCUCAACCAUGUGUAGACAAUCGUGGAACAGUGAUCGCUUAUCCUGUACAUAAUGCCAGUACCAAGCGACUAGCUCAAGCUUGGAAUCAUAUUCAAAAUCUCCGAUGUCGAUGGAUCUUUGAACAUUUCCUGCUUACGUACUUCUAUGGUGAUUGAGCUUUCUUCUAGAUAUAUGAAGGUUGAGUUUGUCAAAAUACUUUGGCAGAGACGGGUAAUUCUCAGAUUGAGAUAUUCAUGUACAUCUCUGGUUGGGUUUAAAUUUGAAAUUGUCAUCUCGAUUUCUGUAAUUUUGUACAGAAUUGCCCAAAAUUUGUAGAUUUUCAGCCUUUCUCAUUUUUUUCAUCUCCAUCCUUAUCCAUCCGAAUCUUUCAUAAGAAGACUCCCAUGAAUUUCUACUUUUUGUUUUCUUUGGUUUGAAGAGCGUUACAUAGUCAGACUCUGUUGUAACGAAAAUAAGUAAUUUAUUCUUAAUUUUGACAAGAUUUUUCUAGCUUUGCAAUGUCUAAUGUGAUAAUUAUUGAUUCUUUUCUGGC